CCUCAAUAUGAAUAGAAUGGUGGAAUUCAACAUAUUUUAUAAACCUAUUACAUGCAAAAAAAUACAAACAUGCAAAAAAGUCCUAUAUCUGCUCUUUAGCUUAUGGGUUUUAAGAGACCAGCGCCCUUCAACAACUUAACAUGGAUAUUAUUGGAUUGCAUUGGUCAAUUACUCCUCAUCUAUUCCUGAUAGUUAUACUGUAGGCUAGCGUUGCUUGCAGCAUUUCUGUGCAACUGCAAGAUGUUUUUGCAGAAUUCUACAUGUAAGAUUUCUGUUGGACUUUAGUCCCAAUUACUGUAUUCACAGUUUAGAGUUGGGCUCCAAACUUCACUGCCGUGUAAAAGGAUUGGUUGUAUAACUCUCUCACAAUGUUAAAAUGACUCUAAGGUUUCCCCACUCGUGUCAACGUCAUAUUCCUCCGACAGACAAGAACCAAUCAAAACGCGAGACUGUUAAGCAGUUCCACCCCCAAAACCGGGGCUGCGUCAUACCUCCGCGUCUUUUCAAAGAGAAGAACAACAACAAACGCCAGAAAUUUAAAAGAAAAAAAGAUUGAGCUCCGCAGAGUUCUUUUUAAAUUAUUUAACAUUUUGUUGCGCGCCACUUGACAAGGCGUGGACGAUAAAUAAUAAAAACUACUAAACAGAAUCCGGUCUGCUGCCAUGGACAGUGUGAAUAUGGACUCUGUCCAGAUUAAAGAGGAGUUCCCUGAACUUGAACUUGUCCCCAUUAGAGUGGAGUUCUCUGGGCUGGCUUCCCUCCCCAUUAAACAGGAGCUCUGUGAGAUACAAUGUGACAGCAGCCAGCCAGAGGUCUCUGACAUUAAAGCUGAGCACAAUGAAUUGGAGAUCCCCCAGACAGAAGAACCCCUUCCUGUUAAACAAGAAGAGGUGCUGGAAACUGUCCGUAUUAAACAGGAGCCCCCUGAAGUAGAGUUUGAGCACAUGGAACCAGGGAAGGAAGAAUCCAAGGACUUCAAACCAAACAUCCCUGAGCUGGAGCCUGUACGCCUGCGGGAGUGUAGCGUGGUGCUGGAGAGAAUCUGCGUGAGAGAGCAAGGCGCUGGAGAGGAAGGUUCUCCCAACAGCACGCAAGGAGGUGGAAAGGAAGACGGGCGCUCCCAUUCAGAAUGCAGUCUAGCAGGUUCCAGUCCAGCAGCUAAAGCGAGGGCGGGCGCUGGAGAAUAUCCUGACUGUGGGAAAGGGUUCACCCAGUUAGGAACCCUGAAAAGACACCAUCGAAUUCACACAGGAAAGAAACACUAUUGCUGCUCUGACUGUGGGAAGAGUUUCAGAAAAUCAGGAAAACUGUAAACAC
Messenger RNA from Acipenser ruthenus (sterlet), 1317 nucleotides. RefSeq names its product zinc finger and SCAN domain-containing protein 12-like. The record is from RefSeq and is a predicted model, not a curated record. Bases 663 to 1313 code for a protein of 216 amino acids. NCBI's taxonomy places the organism in Eukaryota, Metazoa, Chordata, Actinopteri, Acipenseriformes, Acipenseridae. The transcript has 3 exons.